AUGGGUGCUGAGGAAAAGGUGCUGGUGACACUGUCAGGGGGGGCCCCCUGGGGCUUUCGACUACAGGGGGGAGCAGAACAGAAGAAACCCUUACAGGUGUCCAAGAUCCGGAGGCGGAGUCAGGCAGGCAGAGCUGGGCUCCGAGAGCGGGACCAGCUGGUGGCCAUCAAUGGGGUCCCGUGUACCAGCCUGUCUCAUGCCAGUGCCAUGAGCCUCAUCGAUGCCUCGGGGACUCAACUUGUCCUCACCGUGUGGCGGGUGGAGAAUGAAGGGGGGUUGAGGUCUCCAUCCCCUCAACGGGCCUUGUCACCCCUUUCUCCUCUGAGCCCUGAGCCCCCAGGCGCUCCUGUGCAGCUCCUGCAGCCCGGGAGCCUCCUGUCCCCCCCUGACAGCGAGGCCUACUACGGAGAGACGGACAGCGACCCCGAUGGCCCGACUGCGCAGGAGAAGCCCCGCCGUCCCCGCCGCCGCGGCCCCGCAAGACCCCCAGCUCCAGGGGCGCCCCCAGACGAGGUCUACCUGUCCGACAGCCCCGCCGAACCCACACCGGCUGCGCCCGGCCCUCCUGGUCAGGGUGACAGCCGGGUGAGCUCCCCAUCCUGGGAAGAAGGGGCGUCCCUGCAGCCGGCCCCCGCUGAGGCCUUGCUGUUGCCCCAUGGGCCGCUGAGGCCAGGCCCGCACCUCAUUCCUAUGGUGGGGCCCGUGUCCCACCCAGUGGCCGAAGACCUUACAACCUCUUAUUCCCAGAAGGCCAAGCAAGCCAAAUUGCAGCGAGCCGAGAGCCUCCAGGAGAAGACUGUGAAGGAAGCCAAGACCAAGUGUAGGACCAUUGCGUCCCUGCUGACGGCGGCCCCCAACCCUCACUCCAAGGGGGUGCUCAUGUUCAAGAAGCGGCGGCAGAGAGCCAAGAAGUACACCCUGGUGAGCUUCGGGGCGGCGGAGGCAGGGCCGCGCAGGGACGACGAGGAGGACUGCGUGCCCCCCACCAGCGAGUCGGAGUUGGAUGAAGAAGCCUUCUCCGACGCGCGCAGCCUCUCCAACCCGGCGGACUGGGACAGCCCUUACCUGGACAUGGAGCCUGCGGACUCCAGCCAGGGAGCAAGAGGAGGAGGAGGAGGAGACGGAGGCAGCGGCUGUGGGCAGCUGAGCGAGGCUUCGGGCCGGGGCCUGCAGCUCUUUGAGCAGCAGCGCCAGCGCACAGCCUCCAGCUCGGGCUCCCCCGAGCACCCCCAAGUCUGGGAUGGCUCGGCCACCAUCCCGGCUACCUGCAAUGGGCAGCAGGUCUUGCCGGCACCACCUCGAGCGCGGAGUGCACCCCCCGAUACCCCAGUGCUCCCCCCACCCAGCCCUAAUCUCGUGGGAAGCCCCUUCCCAGCUUCCAGCAUCUUCAACCGCUCGGCGAGGCCCUUUACCCCGGGUUUGCAAGGGCAGCAGAGGCCAGCCGCCACCUCGGUGGUGUUCCGGCCCCAGGCCCCAAAAAGGGUGAAUGAGAAUCUAGGGGACCCCGUGCAGCCCCCCUUCCUGCCCGCCACCCCCUGGCCCGUCUCCUCCCCCGGGGUCCCCGGCCCCGCGCGCGCCCCGACGGCCACCAGCUCCCUGUACAUCCCGGCCCCGAGCCGCCCCGUCACUCCAGGAGGCGCCGCCGAGCCCCCCGGGCCGCCCGGCGCCACGGCCUGGACCUCCACGUCCACCGCCCGAAUAGUCCUGUCGGCGCCCCCGCGCCCCGCCGUGGCCCCCGAGCCCGACCGAGCCCCCGAGGCCGGGCCCAGCGCCCGGGAGCAGCGCAUCUCGGUGCCCGCCGCCCGCACCGGCAUCCUGCAAGAGGCGCGGCGCCGCGGGACCCGCAAGCAGAUGUUCCGGCCGGGCCACGAGGACCCCAAGCACUCGCCCAACCCCGAGCUGCUGUCGCUGGUGCAGAACCUGGACGGGAAGGGCCGGGCCGGGGGCGCCGAGUCGGGCCCCGAGGAGGAUGCCCUGAGCCUGGGCGCCGAAGCCUGCAAUUUCUUGCAAGGCAAAAGCCCCACGGUGCCGUCUUUGGGGAGCCCCCAGGCCCCGCCGCCCGCGCCCCCCAAGACCCCGCCGCCGGUGGCCCCGAAGCCGCCGGCUCGAGCGUUCCUAGACGGGCUGGUGAACGGGGCGGCAGCGGCAGCGUCUUCGGCGGGCAUCCUGGAGACGCCGAAGCUCCAGGGUCGGGGCGCCGAGCUGUUCGCCAGGCGCCAGAGUCGGGCCGACCGUUACGUGGUGGAUGUGGCCCCAAGUUCUGGCCGUGGCCCGCGGCCCCGAAGCCCCUCUCCGACCCCGUCCUUGCCCCCUUCUUGGAAGUACUCGCCCAACAUCCGCGCUCCGCCUCCCAUUGCUUACAACCCGUUGCUUUCGCCCUUUUUCCCCCAGGCCGCCCGGACUCUCCCCAGCAAGGGUCCGACCCGGGGCGCCCCGGCGGCGGCGGCACCCAAGCCAGGCAUCAAGGCCCUUGACUUCUUGCGGCACCAGCCCUACCAACUCAAAACCGCUAUGUUCUGCUUCGACGAAGCUCCCUCUAGCCCUGGCCCCGGCAGCUCAGGUCCCCCCAAAACCGCCCGAGUCCAGGAGAUCCGCCGCUUUUCCACACCCGCGCCCCAGCCCACGGCCGAGCCUCUGGCCCCCACCGUGUUGGCCCCUCGCGCGGCCACCACCCUGGAUGAGCCCAUCUGGAGGGCGGAGCUGGCCUCGCUCCCUGCGCUGAGCCCCGACCUGCCCACAGAGGCGCCCAGGGGCAUCGGGGCUACCCCUAGCUCCUGUGCUUUCCAGGUGGCCAGGCCCAGGUUUUCUGUCACCAGAACGGGUUUGCAAGCGCAAGUGUGGAGGCCCGGGGCAGGUCACCACUAA
Messenger RNA from Suncus etruscus (white-toothed pygmy shrew), 2865 nucleotides. RefSeq names its product synaptopodin 2 like (gene SYNPO2L). Lineage: Eukaryota; Metazoa; Chordata; Mammalia; Eulipotyphla; Soricidae. Gene Ontology annotation, biological process: positive regulation of actin filament bundle assembly. The record is from RefSeq and is a predicted model, not a curated record. Gene Ontology annotation, cellular component: Z disc; nucleus; actin cytoskeleton. Gene Ontology annotation, molecular function: actin binding.